Messenger RNA from Plutella xylostella (diamondback moth), 3078 nucleotides. It is a transcript of the gene betaggt-I, whose product is annotated as geranylgeranyl transferase type-1 subunit beta. The record is from RefSeq and is a predicted model, not a curated record. NCBI's taxonomy places the organism in Eukaryota, Metazoa, Arthropoda, Insecta, Lepidoptera, Plutellidae. Gene Ontology annotation, cellular component: CAAX-protein geranylgeranyltransferase complex. Gene Ontology annotation, molecular function: CAAX-protein geranylgeranyltransferase activity. Gene Ontology annotation, biological process: protein geranylgeranylation.
CAAUUUCGAUGUCGAUGUAGUGUCAAUUUUGUGUUUUUCAUUUCAGAAUUUCAGUGCUUUUGUAAGACUGGUUGGUUUUACUUGUAUUUAGUUUUUAAAGUUCUCUUCAAAAAAUCUUCAGUAUGAUAACAAACGAGGAAAACAAGGAGCUUGCCCACAGGCAACAUGUGAAAUAUUUCAUGAGGUUCCUGAAUAUUCUGCCUUCAUCCUUGUCUACACAUGAUACCACCAGAGUGACUAUAGCAUAUUUCUCAAUAUCUGGCCUGGAUGUGCUCGGUGCAACAUCAAAUUUAUCAUUAGACCUGAGGUCAAGGAUUAUAGAAUGGAUAUACAGGCUUCAAGUGCAACCAAAAGAUGAAGACAUGUCAAUGUGUGGGUUCCUGGGCUCGUCAUCCAUCAAUAUAGAGAUGGAUCCAGCGAACAGUCACUACAGGUGCGGGCACCUCGCCAUGACCUACACCGGGCUGUGUAUCCUUCUUGUACUUGGAGAUGACUUCUCCAGGGUCAAUAGGAAGGCUAUUAUUGAAGGUAUCCACGCGCUCCAGACUCCGGACGGCAACUUCGCGGCCACGCUGUCGGGCUGCGAGGCGGACAUGCGCUUCGUGUACUGCGCGGCGUGCGUGAGCUACAUGCUGCAGGACUGGACCGGCUUCGACGUGGAGCGAGCCACCGACUACAUUGUCAACUCUAUUGGUUACGACUACGGCAUCGCGCAAUGUCCUGAGUUGGAGUCUCACGGAGGGACCACCUUCUGUGCGCUGGCAACCCUCAGCCUCACCGACCAACUGCACAAACUGUCCGAAGCACAGAUAGAAGGCCUCAAGAGGUGGCUGAUUCUAAGACAAUCCGACGGCUUCCAAGGCAGACCUAACAAGCCAGUUGAUACGUGCUAUAGCUUCUGGGUAGGGGCGUCGCUGAAAAUACUAGACAUGCUAGAAAUGACCAACUAUGCCAGCAAUAGGAAGUAUAUAUUUGAGACCCAAGAUACGGUUGUAGGAGGGUUUUCCAAAUGGCCGGAGACUUGUACGGACCCAAUGCACACGUAUUUAGGACUCUGCGGGCUCAGUCUUAUAGGUGAGAAUGGAUUGAUAGAAAUAGAACCGCGGUUGAAUAUAACUAAACGAGCGUUUGAGCAUUUGAAGAAGAUACAAGCGACGUGGUAGUGUUAAAUGUAUUCUGUAGAUAGGCUUCUUUAGGUGCAUUUUUGUUUAAUAGUAUGUAUGUAUUUAUGAGACAUCUGUUUAUGAGUUCUUUUAGUUUCAUCUAAUAUCAAAGAAUCAGGGUGCUUAUGCUAUGAUGUUGAAUGUCUAUUGAUUACAUUGUUAUAAGGCAAGUAUAAAUAUACGCACACGACUUUAUGGUACAGAAAUAAGAUUACUUACCAAGAUUUUGUAAUUAUUGUGCUUAUAUUCGGCAUUUCAAUGGAGGCGUAUUUAUUGUAAAGUUUUUUUUUAGUUUCGAAAAGUAUUAAAUUUGAGAAUCUAUAUCUACAGAUUGUUGCAAAAAUGUGACCCCCUUUCGGUUCAAAAUCACUUUUGCAACACCCUGUAUUAUCAUAAUUUUAAAUCAUUUUAUAAAAAAAUAUUAUGAUUAAGAAGCUCUUUAUUGAGUAACUCGCACUCGUAGUUAGAAAUAUUAAAUUUUACUCAGUUAGUAAGCUAUGGAAAGCUUAUGAAGUUAUUAUGUCACAUUACUUGAAAUAGGUGCUAAACAUUUUUUUCGGGAAUACCUGAAAUAAACAACGACAUUUUUCAAAAUACAUAGGAUCUGAUGCACAGUCUUACUGCAAAAGUUAGUGAUCAUUUCAAAAUUUCAAUUUCAUUCGAAUUUUACGUUUAGUAUUUAUAUACUUUUGCGUUGACCAUACUUGUAGUACCUAAUUGGCAUUUAAGGACCAAAUCAUGCAAGCAAUAAUAUUUACAUUUUUUGAGCUGGAUAUACACGAAUUGCCGUAUGUAGCUGACCCAUGAUGUAUGAAAUUUUGUGCUGUAAAACCCUAUCACCUGUGUACAAAUAUCGGCAUUAUGAUUUUUAUCGUAAUUAUGCGUUUUGUAGAACCUUGUGGCCACAUACAUGGCUUUAUGGGCGGAUAAAAAGCGUAACAGCUACGCUUUUCGUAUUAUUUACCAUUAGGGUUGCUUUAUGUAUGGUAAUUUAUGUUUUUAAAUCCGUCACAAUGAUGUUGAAGAUGCAAUUUCUGUGCAUAGCACAUACGGUACACAUAUUUUUGCACAUAUGUUUAUGUUUUUUAAAGUAAUAAAAUAUAAGUGCUGAUUGUGCCAUAGAUUAGUUAGGUACUUAGUAUUUGAACCUUGUCAUUUUAAAUUUACUGUAAAAGGGGGAAAAAUAUCCUUUGGUAUCAAUGAUUUUGUUUGUAAUGUAACGUGACUACCAUCUAUGUAGUCACGUUACAUUACAAACAAAUCAUCCUGUAGUUUGGACCAUGACCCACAGGACCACUCUUGAUUGUGAUAAGGUUCAAAUUUAAUGAAACAUUUACUUGAGUCUGUUUUACUCGUCAUAAGUAUGGCAUUUGUAAGAAAUGAGCACAAAUAAUUGUUUAGCGAUAAGGGAUUUAGGUAUCUUUGGUAUAACUUUUUACAUAGGUGCCUACUUAGUCCAAAUUCCUUUUAUUACACACACCAUAAAUAGAAUAAAAUAUAAACCUCUUAUUGAUGUCGAUUCUGAAGGCACAAAUUUUAAUUUUAGAGUUGCCAAACUAUGCAUAUCGCCAGCGAAAAAAUAUAUUUAUGAAACGAGUAUGAGUCGAAUGUUAAACAAAGAAUUUAAGGUUUUGAAUUAUUUUAAUUUGCGCCUUUAGAAUCGAUAUCAUUGUCGGCCCAGUCUACAGUUUUCCAAAAUCCUAUUCCAAUAUUUUAUAAUGCCACCGUAAAUAUGUGUAUCUAUGGUGUUUUUUAUACAAUCAAGUUUUGUACAAAUAUUUUAAAUCAGGGAAUCAUAAUGUGGUUGUUUUUUUGCAUUUAUUCGUAACGAUUUGCUAUUACAUGUUAUACCGAUUGUUGAUUCAAUUUUAACGUGUUAAUUAUUAUGUCUAUUGAAUAAAAGGACAUAAGCCAA